Phyllostomus hastatus (greater spear-nosed bat) is the source of this 1156-nucleotide messenger RNA. It is a transcript of the gene COMMD2, whose product is annotated as COMM domain containing 2. The transcript has 5 exons. The coding region runs from base 50 to 649 and encodes 199 amino acids. The record is from RefSeq and is a predicted model, not a curated record. Lineage: Eukaryota; Metazoa; Chordata; Mammalia; Chiroptera; Phyllostomidae.
UGGUGAGGGCGGGGUCAGCUCUACGGCUGAAAUUGGCCGCUGCGCGAAGAUGCUGCUGGACCUGUCGGAGGAGCACAAGGAGCACCUGGCCUUCCUGCCGCAAGUGGACAGCUCGGUGGUCGCCGAGUUUGGGAGGAUUGCAGUGGAGUUCCUGAGGCGAGGCUCGAACCCCAAGAUAUACGACGGCGCCGCCAGAAAACUCAAUGUGAGUCGUGACACUGUCCAGCAUGGUGUGGAAGGAUUAACUUACCUCCUCACUGAAAGCUCAAAGCUCAUGAUUUCUGAACUGGAUUUCCAAGACUCUAUUUUUGUUCUGGGAUUCUCUGAAGAAUUGAAGAAAUUGUUGCUUCAGCUGUAUCUGGACAACAGAAAGGAGAUCAGAACUAUUCUUAGUGAAUUGGCACCAGACUUUCCCAGUUACCACAGCCUUGAAUGGCGACUAGAUGUACAGCUUGCAAGCAGAAGCCUCAGGCAACAGAUAAAACCAUCAGUGACUAUAAAGCUACACCUUAACCAGAAUGGAGAUCGCAACACUCAAGUUCUACAGACAGACCCAGCCACCCUGCUGCAUUUGGUUCAGCAGCUGGAACAAGCAUUGGAGGAGAUGAAAACAAACCACUGCAGGAGAGUCAUGCGCAAUAUCAAGUAGUCCCGGUUUUAAGAUUAAUUCCCUUUGAAGUACUUGUGAAUUAAUGAUAUGCAGCAGUUACUUUUAAAAACCUUUCUUUAUUAAUUGAUGGUGAUAACUACAUAUAGAUUCUAUGAAAGUUCUUUUCCUAUGACAAGAUGUGAGGUCAUGUUCAAAGGCUAACAUAAAGUUCCUUUCCUGGUGCUAAAUGUGGCCACCUUCUUGACAAAUUAACAUGUAUUUUAUAUUUUAAAUGUGUAAAUAAGAUUGAAUCGAUGGGAAAUGAAUCUCUAGUGUUCAUAUUGUCUGUAUAUAUGAAUGACUAUUAUUUCUUUAGUACUUCUUUUGACUGCUUAACUUUGUUAUUUUCCUCCUUAUUGACCAAAAUGUGAAAGUAAAAUUCAUAGUAUUACUCUUAUCAUUCUGAAUGUUUCUAGACAAUUCAGUGUUUUCGACCUUUGAAAGCAGCCCAUGGAUGCUAAUAGCCACAGGAUAGUUGGAAAUAAAGAUAACAUUUUUAAAAUGCUA